Linum trigynum is the source of this 3573-nucleotide messenger RNA. The record is from the annotation of a GenBank genome assembly. NCBI's taxonomy places the organism in Eukaryota, Viridiplantae, Streptophyta, Magnoliopsida, Malpighiales, Linaceae.
CGCUCGCCCCAAGCCCAAAAUCCCUCUCUCUCUCUCUCUACACCGUCGGUCUCGUCCCUCUCUCGCUCUACGCCUCGCGGGCCUCUGCGACAAAAACCCUAGAUCCAACCCCGCCAUAGUUCGCCGGAGCUCGGCCGCCGAGCUUCGCCCCCUCUUAUCUGAUCGGACAUCGCCUGCCGUGACUCCUCGUCAAGUCCUCUCUCUCUCUCUCUCUCUCUCUCUCUCUCUCGCCGCAGGUAAAAAUCCCUAAACCCUAAUUUUGUUCUCUUAUUUGCUCCCCCCUAGCUUCUCGCGCUUCCCUUUUCUAUGUGUUUGCUGUAUCUUCAAUUGAGUGUUGUGCUGUGGUUGUUUCUUCGCGCUUUUAAGUUGUUCGUAUUCGUUGUGGGAAAGCUCUACGGGCGGGAGUUCAUGGCGUUCUCCGGGCAGUCUUAUUGGCUUCCUUCUUGGUUGUUCUAUUCGGCUAUUCAAAAUUGUUUGGGGAUUCCGAUGUUUUUGUGGGUUUUUCUUUGGUACUCGUCGUCCGCCUCUUUGCUUCCCCGGCGACUCGACUUUCGGGGAUUUGUUUCUGGUUUUCGGCGUCGGGAGGCAGGAGGGCGGUGUGUGAAGUUGCCGCUAUUGCCUUCUACUACGUUUAUAUGGUGUUGUAGUGCUAUUCACUGAGCUGGGUCGACGACUCGAUUGCUAAAACUCGUCAAUUAUGGGCCUACCUGAUACGACAUAGUAGUCUCAUAGACAUAACAUUCCAAAGGCCCAUCUAUUGUCGAGUUUUAUAGCGAAAGUCUAUAGCUUUCUCUCUGUUUGCUCUCCACUCUUAGACAGGCCUAAGUAGUAAGUAGUACCAUACUGUUCCUUCCAUGGAUGCAUCGGAAUCUCUUUUCCUUGGUUGUUUAUCAGGUGUUCAAUAUUAUUGUUCUGGUGUUUUAAAUACGUGCUAAUGUUUUUCUGGUUUUUUGGUGUUGCUUGAUUGAUUGGCCAGUGAAAGUGGCUUUGGAGAAAAGAUGGAAAUCCCUGAAGAGAAGUAUGAGCUGACACCCGUGGAGAAUAAUGUUAAGCCAGCAAGGCGAAGGAAGACAAAGUCCCGUGUCUGGAAUUACUUCACAGUCGAGAGCGUCAGCUCGGAGUGCAAAAGGGCGUUCUGCAACACCUGCAGGAGGAGCUUCGCUUACAGCACGGUACAAGAGAAUGGCAGCACGAAAGUAGCCGGUACUAGCCACCUCAAGCGCCAUCUUGAGAAGGGAACCUGUGGAGCCACAACAGGGCUCGAUAACAAUAACGAAGGCGAUGGUGAUCAGACUACUCCUUUUACUCCUUCAACCAGGACUCGUCGGACCAAAGCCAAUAGUGCGUCUGGUGCAAGUACAGGGGUCAGCGAGUCGAGAAAGCGCCGCUACAGAUCUCCUGCCUACACGGCGGUGUUCAAUCCUGAUAUCUGCCGCCAUGACAUUGCUCGAAUGAUCAUCAUGCACGAUUACCCUCUUGACAUGGUCGAGCAUCCUGGGUUUCAAAGUUUCGUCCAGAGUCUUCAGCCACAGUUUGGUGCAGUCAGCUUCAAGACCAUCCAUGGAGAAUGCGUCGCAUCUUACUUGAGUGAGAAGCAAAAGGUGACGAGGUUGAUUGAUGCGAUGCCAGGGCGAGUCUGCCUUUCUCUUGACAUGUACAUGUCGAGAAACAGCGUGGGUUACGUGUUCAUAACGGGCCACUUCACCGACAGCAAUUGGAAGACCCAAAAGUUGAUUCUCAAUGUUGUCCUCGAACCAUAUCCUGAUUCGCAUAAUGCCCUCAGCCAUGCCGUUGCUUGUUGUCUCUCCGACUGGAGGUUAGAAAGCAGGCUCUUUUCCCUCACAUUGAACCAUCCAGUGCCUGAAGCAGGGCUGGAGAAUCUCCGGUCUCAUCUAUGCGUCAAGAAUCCACUCAUACUCAACGGUCAGCUAUUGCUCGGGCAAUGCAUCUCACAGACUUUCACCGCCAUGGUCAAUGACAUGCUGUCUGCGGGACGUGACAUCAUUAAGAAGAUCCGUGACAACAUGAAGUACGUCACCACUUCGCAGAACCACGUGGACAUUUUCGUUGAUCUCAAGCGGCAGCUUCAGGUCCCCGGCGAGGUACGUUUGUUCCUUGACGACCAGAGUCAGUGGAACACGACUUAUCAAAUGCUAGUGUCUGCUUCAGAUCUAAAAGAAGUCUUCUCUUGCUUGGACAAUGUUAUUCCUGAAUACAAACUAGCUCCGAACAUGGAAGAUUGGAAGCAGGUUGAAAGCAUCUGCACGUACUUGAAGUCUCUCUCCGAUGCAAUGAACUUGCUCGUCUCUUCCCCUUGCCCUCCUGCAAUCACACUGUUCCAGGAGGCGUUUAGCAUCCACGCUAAGAUUGCUUGUGCAGCAACCAGUGGCGACCCGUUCGUCUGCAGCUUCAUCAAACCGAUGCAGGACAAGAUAGAGAAGUACUGGAAGGAAUGUGGGUUAGUUCUCGCGAUUUCUGUAGUCAUGGAUCCACGCUUCAAAAUGAAGCUCGUGGAAUUCAGCUUCUCCAAACUCUUCGGAGAGGAGUCUCCUCUCUACGUUAAGAUGGUGGAUGAUGGGCUCCACGAGCUCUUCGACGAAUACCUAACGCUUCCUCUACCACCAUCGCCAGCUUACAGUGUCGAUCAUGGGAAUGUUGAUCGAGCGGACGAGCAAAACCAGGGAGGCAAUCUUUCUGAAUACGGGCUGGCAGAUUUUGAUAUGUACAUCAUGGAGACGACAAGCCAUCAGUUGAAGUCGGAGAUGGACCAGUAUCUGGACGAGAACCUCGAGGGGCGGAGCUCCAAUUUCGACCUGCUGGAAUGGUGGAAACAGAAAAGGUCGAAGUACCCGACGCUGUCGAAGAUGGCGAGGGAUAUCUUGAGCAUACCUGUGUCAACUGCCUCGCCCGAAUUGGUGUACAGUACCAGGCCAAGGGAGCUGAGCCCGCAUGCAAGGUCAGAGACUUUGGAGGCGCUUGUGUGUACUAAGGAUUGGUUGCAGCAUGGGUUGCCGGAAGAUUUCGCAGGAUUAGACAGCUUGGUGGUGUCGGAUCUUUCGAAUCCUGCCUUGAAAAUGGAGUUCUAGGACUAGGAUACUUCUCUAUGGUUGUCGCAUCAAAUUUUCACAGACCUUGGUAUUGGGGUAGGGUGGUAUUUAUUUGCUUUCUUUUGGCAUUUUCUUCUAGGUAUUUUAGUAGGAAAUUCAUAGUCAUUAGCUCAUGAUCGGUUAGGCUAACUGUUUCUCAUUUCGAUUUACUAUUAUUGUACCAUUGGGAUGGAAUUGAAGAAGGAAGUUGAUGGAUUUGCUUGGACAUGGUACCUAAUUAUGGCUUCUGUUACGUGCUUGUGUACAUUAACAUAAUCUGUCAACAUAAAUUUCUCAAGGACCCAAAAGGAGCAAAAUCAACAAGUAUUUGAGAAUUGCUGUUCUGUAUUCUAGCUUGAGUUUCGUGUUUGCAACAUCAAGUGGAAGACUGGAUCAACAAGUAUUUGGGAAUUGCUGUUUUGUGACAUGGCUUGAGCAUGGGAUCCAAUGUUGCAGGCGAAUUUGGUCAUAAAAAUUCGACGAAAUC